Orussus abietinus is the source of this 3783-nucleotide messenger RNA. RefSeq lists its product as uncharacterized. Gene Ontology annotation, biological process: interstrand cross-link repair. Gene Ontology annotation, cellular component: Fanconi anaemia nuclear complex. The record is from RefSeq and is a predicted model, not a curated record. The coding region runs from base 1509 to 2534 and encodes 341 amino acids. Lineage: Eukaryota; Metazoa; Arthropoda; Insecta; Hymenoptera; Orussidae. The transcript has 7 exons.
AUUUUAUGGAUUUCAUGGGCGGUUUUCAGAGGUUCUUGUUUAUAUACGAAUAGAAAAAAAAUUCGAUAUUAAACUACUAAAAUGAGUCAAUAUUGUUUUAUAGAAGGAUGUAAUAGUAGUACAUGUAAGAGCGAAACUAAUGGAAACAAAGAAGAAGUACCAUUUUAUCGGUGGAAAAAAGAAUGAUAAAAAAUCGAAGUAUUUUCAUUUAUGUUUCCCCAAGAACCAGUUCUUCGUGCGAAAUGGGUACAUGCUUUGGUCACUUAUAAUAAACAAAAAAGUGCUCUACAAUUACGGAAGCAAAGCAGAAUAUGUGUAAAACAUUUUUCAAAUGAUUGCAUUGAACAAUUUGGUUUUCAAUACAAGCGACUGAAACGGAACUCGGUACCAUCAAUUUUUCCACGUUUUCCUAAUAAACAAUGUGAAUAAAGCACUGAUAUUGAAAAUAAUACCAUCACUGAAAUGAACGAUAACAUCCAUUUAGUGGACGUCUCUGAAUCUAUUAAUGAUGCAAUGUGAUAAGCACAUAUGUGAUUUAUUUAAUCCAUUGUCUUUAUUGUAAUAAACGGAGCAUUUUUAAUUAAAUAUACGUCUAUUAUUCUUCAGUGUUAGUACUGACAGUAAUGAUAGACUUAUACAUUGUGAAGAAGAUCUCUGUUCAAUAAAAAAUGUAACAUCAGUUGAUUAUAUGACUGCAUCGUGCAGUGAAGAGGAAGUAAUUAGUAUCGAUACCGAAGAAGACGAACAGAGCACCUCAUCAACGACAAAAAAUCAAGGACAUUUAGACACAACUCCAGAGAACAGUAAUGUUACGUUACGGUAUCCUAGUGACAUCACAGAAAGCCGUAUAAACAAUAUGUCACCAGAGACUAUGAAGACUUCCAUUUAUAUAUUGCUACGAGCGUGCAAGCACAAGGAUAAAUUAAUCAAGCGUUUACGUAUGCAAGAACGGCGUAGAAAACAAAAAUUAGAACUGCUUCUGGAGUUGUUGAUAAAUCUGAAGAAAAAUAAUUUACUUUCUUCUAACGCUUACUAUUUUCUACGAGUAUUUUUGCUUAAGAACAAAGUGCAGUGUUAAAAUUUACAGAUUUCAAAGAUCUUCGAAAACUCUAUCAGAAUUGCUUAGUAAUGUACUUAUGAAAUAACCGCAUUGCGGCGAAAAAUGUUGACUACAUUCUGUGUAAAUAUUUGAUAUGUAUUUAGAUAAUUGUGAUAUCUUGGAAAAAAGUUUUAAGGAUGACAUCACAUUAGGAUGUGGAUAGUGUCGGAGUUUGCCACUGAGGGCAGCACAGGAUUGUGAUUGCAAAAAGAUGUCCUGUUAUCUUCCAAUAGCAGAUUCUUAGUUUGGAAGUUUAUGGUCUAAAAGAAGUUCACGUUAAUUUGAUGAACAAUUCCCGCCUAUCAGACAUGAAACAUGAUAUUCGAUUUGCGUUCAAAUUAAUUUACAAUUAUGUUUGUUAAACUGAAUAAUCAGUAGAACGCAUCGUUCCAAUUGUCAAAUAUUCAGUAUGGAAACUAAUGGUUACUUUCCAAAGUGUUCGUUAUCAGAAAAUGCCCUGCAAAUGUUAUCGAGUAUUCGGGAUGCAAUGAGAUCGAAUAAUUUUCCUGGCAGUGAAAAUUGGGAAGAAAUAACCGGAGAGUGUCUUGAUACACCGGAGGAUAUGGAAAUAGAAGAGUGCGUUAGUGAAGAUGGCAAUCGAACGUCUUCUCAAAAUUCUGUAAAUGAUAUUUCUCAAUUGCAGGAUAUUUUAGCCACUCAGAAUUUUUUUACUAAAAAUGAUCGGCCCGAUAAUAAUUUGGUAGCUUUGCAAGGUGUUUUGGAAGUAACUGACAUUACUGAAUCUUUGUAUGAAGUACUGGAGAAUAAUGGGAGGUUUGACUUCUCGAGUAUUGAAAGUAUUUCUACCGACGAAGUGUCUGCUGUUGUUCAAAAUUUAAAACCCAGAUUAAGUCCAAAUGGGAUUUAUAAUCUUGCUCGUUCUAUCUGCUCUAUGGAUAUAGAUCAACGAAUAAAGUACAUCGGCCCCUUCUGUACCAAUUUGUUAUUGCCUAAUAUUAUUACUCCGGAGAGACCGUCACGUUUGAUAUAUUCAGCGAUCAGUGAAUGCAUUGAAGUAUUUCCGGAUGAUAUGAAGAAAUUAAUACUUCAUCCGUUGUUAAAUGUUGACGUCAAGGAUACUACAGCAAUUGACAGUAUUGUGAAUUGUUUUACUCAAGUACAAUGGCCUGAUCUUACGUCGAAUUUUCUUCUUAUUGUAAAGGACUUAAAACAAUGGCACAUCGCAAUUUUACAUACAUUAACUUCAACAAAUCUAGAGGAGUCGAUGAAAGACAAAUUACUGACGUUACUUCAGAUCAAGGCUCUCCAGUUUUCCACGGAUAAAAACUACGGAAAAUGCCUGCUGAACUUUUUAAAGAAUAAUAAAUCCUUUACUGCACAGCAGCAAGAUUUAUUAAAAGAGAUCGUUGCCGUUAACGAGACUGUUUUCAAGAAACCACUGGAAAAUAUGAUAAAAAAUAUGUCUACGUAUUAGUUGAUCGAAUAAAUACUCCACUUUUUUACAUUACUCUCAUAAACGCGAAUUUAGCAUGUAUUAUAAUUUUAAAAUUCAUAAAAAUGUUAAAUGCAUUUAGCAUUGCUAAUUUUAUAAUAGUUGUAUACACGUUGCUCGUUAAAAAAGCUGAAACGCCUAAAAAUAAUUGUUCACAUCUGAUGACCGCAUAUAUUGUUUAUUAUAAUGAAGGGAAAUUAUGGUCAUGUCUCAGUAAUCGCAAGUAUUUUCUAAACCAAAAUUAAAUCACUACAUUACACUAAACAAUAUGUAUUAGUCUAAUUUGUACGAUCUUUAUUUUUAAAUGUACUGCGGUGUAAAAAGUUUAUGCAAAUUUCUCAUCUGCAAGGCGAAGGAAUUUAAUCCAUGGAAAAUUACCCGAUAAAUAUAAACGUGACGAUAGAGCGAUUCAAUCAAAACUAUUAAUUGAUCAUUCACAUCAGUGACUGAUAAUGCAUUUUAUCUCCAUUCUAUCAAUUACGAUUAGACAACGUUGGUGGUCGUUCACUCGAUUGAUUUCAAUCAUUACUUAGAUCUCGGAGAGUAUCUGAUAUUCGUUUUCGAUAUUUUUUCUCAAUGGGAAUUUAUCCUUCAAAGGUUGCUUGUUAUUUCGAAGAAGGAUCUUAUGUUGCAAUCGAUAUCGAUUUCAAAAUUGAACAGUCGGCCUCUAAUACAUUAUUCAGGUGAAAGUAAUGGACCAACCUGUUCUACAUUCAUUACUAAAAUUAUGCUUGAAACCUGUAUUCGUUGAAUCAACAUUUUUUAUUCGUUGAUUUAAUAUUUUAAUUAAUUGAUGCAACAUUUUAUUCACCGAUUCAACAAAUAAAAAUGUUGAAUCACUGAAUAGAAAUAUUAAAUCAACGAAUGAAAAUGUUGAAUCAAUGAAUAGAAGUUUCAAGCUUAAAGUAAUGAAGCAAUCUGUUCUAAAUCCAUUAUUAAAGUUAUGCUUGAAUCUUCUAUUCGUUGAAUCAACAUUUUUAUUUGUUGAUUUAAUAUUUUUAUUCGUUGAUUCAACAUUUCUAUUCGCUGAUCUAACAUUUUAUUCAUCGAUUCAACAAAUAAAAAUGUUGAAUCAAUUAAUAGAAGUUUCAAGCUUAAUAUAAUGAAGCAAUCUGUUCCAAAUCCAUUACUAAAAUUAUGCUUGAAACUUCUAUUUGUUGAAUCAACAUUUUUAUUCGUUGAUUUAAUAUUUUUAUUCGUUGAUUUAAUAUUUUUAUUCGUUGAUUCAACA